Molecule: messenger RNA, 3992 nt
Organism: Amborella trichopoda
Lineage: Eukaryota; Viridiplantae; Streptophyta; Magnoliopsida; Amborellales; Amborellaceae
Source: RefSeq, a predicted model, not a curated record
UCUGCCAUAUUUAAAUUUUAUCCCGUAAGAUGUGGAUUCGAGCUGCUUGUAAAAGAUAUGGCUUUGAAUUGGUCCAUUUUCUUCGAUUUUUUUUCCAGUGUUCCAUUUCAUUCAUUUUUAUCAAAUUUAAGUCUGCAAUUACCGAUAGAUAUUGAAUCGAGCUAUUGUCAGAACUCAGAAGAAGGUACCUUCAUCUAUGAGGACUUGGGAGCACCUGAUGCGGCUCGUGGAGAUUGGGAUAUGUGGAUGGUGGCUAUAUUUCAAUCAUCUUUCAUGGAAUGGCAGAUCUUGCUAGUUAUGGGGCUGAAAGGGAUAUUGAGCAAAUCAAGUUUCAAGCUUUUCCCAACCAAUCAACUCAAGAUACGAUUUGCAGUUACUGCUUUGAAGAAAGGUACACAUCUAAUCAAGUAUGGUCGGAAGGGGAAGCCUAAAUUUUGCCCAUUCAGACUUUCUGCUGACGAAACAUCAUUAGUAUGGUAUUCACAUGGGGAGGAAAGACACUUGAAGUUAGAGACAGUGUCAAAGAUCAUCCCUGGACAGAGAACUGCUGUUUUUAGAAGAUAUUUACGUCCUGAAAAGGAUUAUUUGUCGUUCUCUCUAUUAUACAACAACGGUGAACGAACUCUUGAUUUGAUUUGCAAGGACCAAGUUGAGACAGAUGUGUGGGUUACAGGCCUCAAGGCACUGAUCUCAACUGGCCAAAGAAGACGUAAUAAGACUGACGCUCAUAGUGAAGGACUCUAUUCUGAUGAAGGUGGAGACCUGAAUCAAAAUAGUCCAAUCCAUCGUGCCUUUGGUGCCACACUGGGAAUCAAUUCUUCAAGUACACAUCGCAAUCUGAACACAAAGGCCAUAAUUGAUUUUUAUUCUCGCGAACCUUCAUUUACUGCGGCAAGAUCAGAUGUAGGGACAGACCGUUCAAAUAUGCUACUAAGAGGGGGAACAGGUGAUAAUUUACGGCAUAGUGUUUCAAGUGCUCCUAGCUCAUCUAGUCAGGGUUCUGGACCAGAUGACAUUGAAUCACUAGGUGAUGUUUACGUUUGGGGAGAGGUUUGGUGUGAUGGUUCUUUAAAAAAUGGUGUUGAUGGAGCUCCCAACUCUGGGUGUUCAAAAGCAGAUGUGCUGCUUCCAAAGCCCUUAGAAUGUAAUGUAGUUUUAGAUGUUCAUCAUAUUGCAUGCGGUGUCAGGCAUGCUGCUCUAGUUACAAGGCAAGGAGAAGUUUUCACUUGGGGUGAGGAAUCUGGGGGUCGGCUUGGCCAUGGGAUUGAUGCUGAUUCCAGCCAACCUCAACUUGUCGAGUCUUUGGCUCUUUGCAAUGCUGAUUUUGUUGCCUGUGGUGAGUAUCAUACUUGUGCUGUUACAGUUACAGGUGAGCUUUACACAUGGGGCGAUGGCACUCACAACGCUGGACUUCUUGGUCAUGGAAACGAUGUUAGUCAUUGGAUACCCAAGAGAGUUUUUGGUCCUUUGGAAGGACUACAAGUGACAUCUGUGGCUUGUGGUCCAUGGCAUUCAGCCUUGGCAACCUCCACUGGACAGCUAUUCACAUUUGGUGAUGGAACUUUUGGUGUCUUGGGCCAUGGUGAGAGAGAGAGUGUGGCCUACCCAAGGGAGGUUGAAUCAUUGAAAGGAUUAAAGACUUCCAAAGUUGCUUGUGGAGUGUGGCAUACAGCAGCUAUCGUGGAGGUUAUUGUGGCACAAUCAGGUGCAAAUGUUCUCUCUAGGAAAUUGUUCACUUGGGGAGACGGGGAUAAAAACCGUCUAGGCCAAGGAGACAAGGAUCCUCGCCUUGUCCCCACUUGUGUUCCCUCACUUAUUGAAUACAAUUUCCACCAACUAGCCUGUGGUCAUGAUCUUACUAUUGGCCUAACAACAUCUGGACAUGUUUUCACAAUGGGAAGCACUGUUUAUGGCCAGCUUGGUAAUCCUCAGUCUGAUGGGAAAUUACCUUGCUUAGUGCAAGACAGAUUGGUGGGUGAAUUAGUUGAAGAAAUUGCUUGUGGGUCAUAUCAUGUUGCAGUUUUGACUUCAAGAAGUGAAUUAUUCACAUGGGGUAAGGGAGCAAAUGGGAGACUCGGGCAUGGAGAUGUUGAAGAUAGGAAGACACCUACACUUGUUGAAGCUUUAAAAGACAGGCAUGUCAAGAGUAUUACCUGUGGGUCAAAUUUCACAGCGACAAUUUGUCUUCACAAGUGGGUUUCAGGUACUGAUCAAUCUCUAUGCACAGGAUGCCGACAAGCAUUUGGGUUUACUAGGAAGAGACAUAAUUGCUAUAAUUGUGGACUGGUUCACUGCCAUGCAUGUAGUUCUAAGAAAGCUCUGAGAGCCGCAUUAGCUCCAAACCCUGGCAAGCCACAUCGUGUAUGUGAUACCUGUUAUUCAAAACUUAAGAAAGCAUCGGAAGCUAGUAGCUCAUUUAGUGUUGAUAGAAAAACAAACAUUUUUCGGCGCUCAAUUGACCAAAAAGACAGGACAGACAGGGGGGAGGUUAAAUCCUCAAAGAUUAUACUACCCCGUAGCUUUGAACCUGCCAAGUCUCUUGAAGUGAAAUCGAUUAAAUCAGGGAAGAAACCUGAUUCUCUUUCUCUGAUUCGAACUUCCCCGAUCCCUUCCUUAUUGCAGUUGAAGGAUCUUUCAUUUUCAAUUGGGGUGAAUUCACCAGUUGCGAAGUCAACUGCUAGCCCAAUUCAACAGCCCGUGAUUAUUCCAAGGUCAGCAUCACCCUUAAGGAGGCCGAGUCCUCCUCGUUCGGUGACACCUUUUCCAACAAUAGGAGGCCUUUCAGCAUCAAAAAACACCGCUGAAGGCCUUAAGAAAAAAAAUGAACUUUUGAACCAAGAAGUGUCAAAGUUGCAAGCACAGGUCAAGACUCUAAAACUGCAGAUUGAAGUUCGUGAUGAGAAGAUGCAGAAAUCGGUUAGGGAAGCUCAAGCAUUAGCUGCAGAGGAAACCACAAAGUGUAAUGCUGCAAAGGAAGUCAUUAAGUCCCUAAUUUCUCAGUUGAAAGACUUGGCAGAGAAAUUGCCUCCUGGCAUAUAUGACACCAGCAACCUAUGUACUUUGAUGGACUUACCAAAUGGAGACAUAUUAGGUGGCAAUCAUGAGCCUGCAACUCCUGAUGCUAUUCAUGGAGAAUCCUCUGAAGGAAGACCUUCUGUAGAUUCUUCUUCCCCUAUGGCAGUUGACUCUAUUGAACUUUACCAGCAAAAUUUAAUUGAUAACCCAAUGGAGAAUAAUGAAGAGAGAAAUGAGAAUCAACAUCUUGAUGACAAUCAAGAUCAAAAGAUGGAUGAAUCAAGUGAAAUUGUAACCAAUGAUACUGAUCCAAUCCCACCAAAUGGUGGUGAAGGUGAGAUUGCUAGUAGUGCGACACCAGCUGAUUCAGAGGACAAAGAGACUGAGGCUCAAGGGAGCAAGGUUAAGGAUUCAACUCAAAAAACUGAGCAGUUCGAACCUGGUGUAUACAUUACUUUCGUACUAUCAGAGGAUGGCACUAAAAUAUUCAAACGAGUGAGAUUCAGCAAGAAAAGGUUUGCAGAGAGGCAGGCAGAGGUCUGGUGGUCAGCUAACCAUAACAGGGUGUUUGAGAAGUAUAAAACACGCUAAUGCCGAUGAAGUUUGAGCAUGCAAUGGAAGAUGAAGAGGCUAGGUCUUCUAAAGUUAAAGAGAGAGAUCAUCCAUCUUUAGAAUACCCAUUAAGAUCUGGUAAAAAAAAGCUAUAUGACCUAAUCUUCAGUUUGGGUUUUGAGAAGCUUCCUUCUAUUUCACUAGAAGCACGUUGCUUCUUUUCCUAGCAUAAGUCAGAGAAUUGAUUGGUCUUUCUUCAGCAUAAUGAAGAACGGAGUAGAAGAUUUAUCAUGGCAGUUUGCUCUUGUUUAUGUGAAAAACUUAGUAAGUGUUGAUUUACAUGGGGCAAAGCCUAACUGUAACAUAUGAGAGAGAGAGAGAGAGAGAGAGAGAGAGAGAGUAUUUAAUUUUCUAGUUUUUAUUGA